Molecule: messenger RNA, 2751 nt
Organism: Hirsutella rhossiliensis
Lineage: Eukaryota; Fungi; Ascomycota; Sordariomycetes; Hypocreales; Ophiocordycipitaceae
Product: importin subunit beta-2
Exons: 4
Coding region: 1-2751 (916 amino acids)
Biological process (GO): protein import into nucleus
Cellular component (GO): nucleus; cytoplasm
Molecular function (GO): small GTPase binding; nuclear import signal receptor activity
Source: RefSeq, a predicted model, not a curated record
AUGUCUUGGCAGCCCGCCCCCGAGUCGCUGAGGCAGCUCGCCGCAUGCCUCAAGGACUCCUUGAGUGGCUUCGACAAGAACGCUCAGAAGCAGGCGGAGCAGAUGCUCCAGCAGGCAAAGAACUCGCCCGACAUCAACAACUACCUUGCCUACAUCUUCUCCAGCUCUCAACCUCCCGAUGGCCUGCAAUGCACCGAGCAGGACUACCAUCUCGCCCGCUCGGCCGCUGGCAUCAUGAUCAAGAACAACGUCAGGUCCGAUUGGAAGUCCAUACCCGAGUCGAGUCUGCAGCUCGUCAAGCUCGCCGUUCCCCUCGGCCUGCAGGACAAGAACUCCCAGAUCCGCAAUUUUGCCGGAAACAUCGCCACAGAGGUCAUCAAAAGGGGUGGCCUUCUCACCUGGCCUGACUUGCUCCCGCAGCUGCUCGACAUGGUGGGUAACACGAGCGGGCAAGUCACCAACGAAGCUCAGGAGGGAGCCAUGUCUGCCAUGGCCAAGAUAUGCGAGGACAACGCCAAGAUGCUCAUGAGAGAAGUCAAUGGCCAACGACCCCUGAAUUUCGUCCUGCCCCAUUUUAUUGCCGCAACCAAGAGCCCCCUGCCCAAGGUCCGCGUCGGCGCUCUCACGGCCAUCAACGUCUUCACCCCACGCGAGUCGCAGGCCAUGCUCAACUCGGUCGACGACCUACUGCAGCAUCUCUUUGUUCUUUCAGGCGACGAAAACCCCGACGUGCGCCGACAAGUGUGCCGAGCCUUUGUGCAUCUCGUCGAGACCCGGCCCGACAAGCUGCAGCCCCACAUCGCGGGUCUCGUCGACUACAUCGUCUGCCAGCAGAAGAGCGAAGACGAGGACCUGGCUUGCGAGGCCGCCGAGUUCUGGUUGGCUAUAGGAGAGCACGAGAAUCUAUGGAAGGCCCUGCGGCCCUACCUCAACAACAUCAUCCCCGUCCUGCUCCGAUGCAUGGUCUACAGUGCCGAGGAAAUUGCCCUCCUGGGUGGUCUUUCAGAUGAUGAGGAGGAGGAAGAUCGCCAGGAGGACAUCAAACCAGCCUUUGCCAAGAAGAAUCUCAAAAGGACGGCCAACGGUGAGGGAUCUGCAUCGGCCGACCAGCCCAAGAACGGCGACGCGUACGAAAAGCUCAACGAAAUGGAUGAGGGGCUCGAGGAAGGCGAGGUCGAAGAUGAGUACGACGACGGCGACGAUGCGAACCCUGACGAGCGAUGGACAGUCCGCAAAUGCUCGGCCGCGGCCCUCGACGUCUUUGCUCGCGACUUCCAAGGCGCCGUGUUCGAGGCCAUCUUCCCCUAUCUGUCCCAAAAUCUCAAGCACGAAGAGUGGCCGUAUCGAGAGGCUGCCGUGCUGGCCCUUGGCGCGGUGGCAGAAGGGCAGAUUACCUGCUGGACGCUGGGCCGUUACUCGUCGUGGGCGGCGAACCUGGCUGAUCAGAGCCAAAAAGAACAGUACUUUGUGCCCCUGAUGGACGGCAUACUGCGCAAGAUGCUCGAUAAGAACAAAAAGGUGCAGGAGGCCGGCGCGUCGGCGUUUGCCAACAUCGAGGAAAAGGCCGGCAAGCACCUGGAGCCAUACUGCGGUCCCAUCAUUCAACAGUUUGUCCGAUGCUUCGCCAAAUACAAGGACCGCAACAUGUAUAUCCUCUACGACUGCGUCCAGACCCUUGCGGAGCGCAUUGGUCCGUUGCUCGCGACACCCGAGUUGGCGAACCAGCUGAUGCCAGCUCUGAUCACACGCUACAACGCCGUCUCUGACCAGUCCCGCGAGGUCUUCCCGCUGCUGGAAUGCCUGUCCUACGUCGCGCUGGCCCUGAGCCACUCAUUCGCUCCUUACGCUCCGCCCAUAUUCAUGAGAUGCGUCAACAUUAUCCACAUGAAUCUCGAGCAGAGCCUAGCUGCUGCCGGCAACGUGACUCUGGACCAGCCCGACAAAGACUUCCUCAUCACGAGCCUCGACCUCCUGAGCGCCGUCGUACAGGCCUUGGAAGACGAGAAGUCGGCCGAGCUGGUCAAGAACUCACCCCACCCCUUCUUUGAGCUGCUGGGCUUCUGCAUGGAGGACCCUACCGACGAGGUUCGGCAGUCGGCGUACGCCCUGCUCGGUGACUGCGCCAAGUACGUGUUCCCGCAGCUGCAACAGCACCUCCCCACAAUGGUCCCGAUUCUGCUCAAGCAACUCGACAUGGACAACGUCUUGGACGAAGAGAUGGACAGCGGAUUUGGCGUCGUCAACAACGCCUGCUGGUCCGCGGGCGAGGUUGCCAUGCAGCACGGUAAAGGCAUGACGCAGUGGGCGCCGGAGCUGCUCCAGCAGUUUGUGGAGAUCAUGAGCAACCCUCGGGUGCCCAAAGGCCUCAGCGAGAAUGCCGCCAUUGCGCUGGGCAGGCUUGGCCUGCACUCUGCCGAUGCGCUGGCACCCGCCUUGCCCACGUUCGCAGAAGACUUCCUGAACGCGAUGCAGGAAGUAGACCCGUCCGAGGAGAAGGCCACUGCGUUCAAGGGAUUUUCAAUAGUGGUGGGCCAGAAUCCUCAGGCGAUGGAAAAGGUCUUGAUGGACUAUUUUGUGUCCAUUGCGCAGUACCAGGACAUGAACCUGCGGAAUCCGAUCAAGCAAGAGCUGCAUGAAGUUUUUCAAAGCGUGCUCAACGUUUACAAGCAGAUGAUUCCACAGUUUCACGAGUUUAUCAGCCAGAUGCAGCCUCGGGACCAGCAGAACCUCAAGAACAACUAUUCCAUCUGA